AUGAACGAUCCAGACGGCAACAUGGACCGCUCCAUGCAGGACAAUAUGGAACGACCAACGAAGAGACCAUGUCUAUCAUAUACCCCCGACGACGAUGAAGAGGUCCCCGCAGAAUUUGAUCUUUCGGCCGCGCGCGCACAGAAUGACUCGCGACUGAAAUCUCUCUUCGAAGGCAUUUUCGCGAAAUAUAGCCAGGACUUCACCGACGUUGGCGAUGAGAUUGACCUGCAGACUGGGCACAUUGUGGUAGACAAUGGACAUCUCCUGGGCAUGCGGGGCGAGCACGACGCUGGUGGCCAGCCGCGAUCAUGGCUCUCACAGGGUGACCUGGAUGGGCCGGAAGACCCUGAUGCAGACGAUGACAACACGAAGGAAGAGGAGGAUGAAUUCUUUUCUGUGGCAUCUUCUCCUGGUGGUCGUUCUUCGAAUGCUCCACGUGAAGAGUCGCCAUCGAAACAGCUCCAGACAGACAUGGAUACCUCCUUGGAUUUCGUGUUUACUUUCAAAGCCUCUGGGACUGCAGGGCUCAGUACUACGACCAAGGAGGAACAUGUCUCCCAUCCUACCAAUCCUAUAACUUCCAAACCGCAGGAUCCCCUCUGGGCAGUCCCAGACUUGCCCCCAUCUUUCUCAACGCCUACCGCCGAGACCCGCAGAUCAAACGUGGGCUUUUCUCCACCGGCAAGGUCUCCGUCCCCGCCAGGGAGCGGCUCCGUCUGGGCUGUGCCCAGACCCCGUAAGCCACGCACAGAAACGAAACCCAAGGCCACGCCCAGUAAGCGCCGACCAGCCGCGAAGCGCAAGUACCACUCUAGCCCAGUGACGCACGACUGGUCUUUUGCGGCAGUACCAGAUGGAAACGAGUCAGAUGACCCUUUGCAGGACUAUGAGCCAUCGCCGACACCAUCGAAAGUGAAAAUUAUCCGCGGGAAGCGCCACAUUCCGACGAAGGAGAACGAUGGCCCAUCCACUCCUUCGAAGCAGCCAGAUCCUGUCAUUGAAGUCGAUGAUCAAGAAGGGGGCUGUGAAACGAGAGACCAAGAGGAUGGACUGUCUGAUGCGCGCCUCGAAGGAGAUUGCUGCGAAUCGAGCAAUCAGAUAGACGAAGGGCCUAAAGCAUGCCCCAAAGAUGGGGGCUGCGAACCGAGCCAACAAGAAGACGGAGUGCCUGAAGAACAACUCCAAGGAGGCUGUGGACCAAGUGAGCAAGAAAAUGAAGCGCCUGGAGCAGAAUACAAAAACGAGGUACUAUUUGAUCCUAUGGUACAAGGCGAUUUAACCCCCAAGACCACGGCUAGCAACCUGGCCCCAUCGCCGCACCCCAUGGAAAACACCCCAAGCAAAAGGCGGCCCAUGACACCCGAUGAAGCAAAGUUGAUCGUGUGCAUGAUGUACAAACAGGAAAAGAAGGCCAGCGACGUGAUGCACAUGUUGCCAGGUCGCGAAUACCAGACAGUUUGGCACUGGUUCUACAAUCAUUGGACCCGCCGCCUCGCCAAUCCGCCUCCCCUUUCCACCGCCUGGUCGCAGCCUGAGUUGGCAACUCUGUCCAGACUGAGCACCCAAUCAGAUCUUACCUGGGGUCAGAUACAAAGUCGAUUCAAGGGCCGAUCGCGACAUGAGGUUGAGUUCGAGCUGCUGCGUGCUUUUGUUGGCGAGGGCUUUACCUCUGCCAUGAUCGAGAGCAUUGAGGAACAGCCGGAGCCGGAAGAGCAACAACAGGACGAAGAAACGCAUGACGAUGAGAUAAAGGAUGAACCAGAAUCCGAAGCAGCCGUGGAGGAAGUAAAUGAUGAGGCAACGGAUAGCGCAGGAGAUAGCAGUGCUGCGUCUGAAGACACUGCCCAGGAAGAGCUUGAGCAGCUUGGCAUUAAACAAGUGACAAAGACAACCGACAGUAAGCCGUCUGCUCCAAACAGCUUCUUGGGCAUUUUUAUAAACUCCUGA
Penicillium egyptiacum is the source of this 1947-nucleotide messenger RNA. Lineage: Eukaryota; Fungi; Ascomycota; Eurotiomycetes; Eurotiales; Aspergillaceae. The record is from the annotation of a GenBank genome assembly.